Saimiri boliviensis boliviensis (Bolivian squirrel monkey) is the source of this 1212-nucleotide messenger RNA. RefSeq names its product HLA class II histocompatibility antigen, DQ beta 1 chain-like. The record is from RefSeq and is a predicted model, not a curated record. Gene Ontology annotation, cellular component: membrane; MHC class II protein complex. NCBI's taxonomy places the organism in Eukaryota, Metazoa, Chordata, Mammalia, Primates, Cebidae. Gene Ontology annotation, biological process: immune response; antigen processing and presentation.
UUUUUAUUGUUUCCGGCAGGUACAUAAGAUGCAUUAGGUUUGAGCUGUGUUGACUACUACUGCUUUUUCCUUGGUCUCAAUUAUGUCUUGGAAGAUGGCUCUGCAGAUCCCUGGAGGCUUGUGGGCAGCAGCUGUGACCUUGAUGCUGGCGAUGCUGAGUACCCCAGUGGCUGAGGGCAGAGACUCUCCCAAGGAUUUCGUGUACCAGGUGAAGGGCAUGUGCUACUUCAGGAACGGCACGGAGCGCGUGCGCCUUGUGACCCGAUUCAUCUAUAACCGGGAGGAGUACCUGCGCUUCGACAGCGACGUGGGGGUGUACCUGCCCGUGACGCCGCUGGGGCCGCCCGACGCCGAGUACUUGAACGGCCAGAAGGACUUCCUGGAGAGGACCCGGGCGGAGCUGGACACGGUGUGCAGGCACAACUACCAGCUGGAGUUCCCCGCGAUCCUGCAGCGGCGAGAGAAGCCUACAGUGACUAUCUCCCCAUCCAGGAGAGAGGCCCUCAAUCACCACAACCUGCUGGUCUGCUCAGUGACAGAUUUCUAUCCAGGCCAGAUCAAAGUCCGGUGGUUUCGGAAUGACCAGGAGCAGACAGCCGGCAUUGUGUCCACUCCCCUUAUUAGGAAUGGUGACUGGACCUUCCAGAUCCUAGUGAUGCUGGAAAUGACUCCCCAGCAUGGAGACGUCUACAUCUGCCACGUGGAGCACCCCAGCCUCCAGAGCCCCAUCACCGUGGAGUGGCGGGCUCAGUCUGAAUCUGCCCAGCGCAAGAUGCUGAGUGGCGUUGGCGGCUUCGUGCUGGGGCUGAUCUUCCUUGGGCUGGGCUUUAUCAUCUAUCACAGGAGUCAGAAAGGGCUCCUGCAAUGACUCCUGAGAUGAUUGUAACUGGGAUGGGUUAUCACUCUUCUGUAAUGCCUGCUUGUCCUGCCCAGAAUUCCCAGCUUCCUGUGUCAGCCUGUCCCCCUGAGAUCAGAGUCCUGCAGCGGCUCUCACGCAGCCACCAGGUCAUCCUUUAUCCCACCCCAAGGCGGUGGCUGUGACUCUGCUGCCUGCACUGACCCAGAGCCUCUGCCUGUGCGGGGCCAGCUGCAGCUGCUCAGGCCGCAAGGGGUUUCCGUUCCUGUUCUCUCCUCCGACUGCUCAAGAGAACCACGUGAAGACCAUUACCAGACUUUAGAGCUUUUAAACAUAAUUAAACAUGAUUCUGAGUU